AAGCAACUCACGUGGCCCGUUAUUUCUUGUCAUCAUCUCAAUUGGUCCAAUUGAUGUGAUUUCAACAAUUUCAUCAUCCCUCCCAUUUUCACCUUAUUUUUUCCUUCAACUUUUUUGUGUAUCACUCAAUUACACUUGACACAAAUUUGAUCAAAUCUUAAUCUAUUUUCCCCCCCUCAAUUUCCUCUAGCCAUGUCAAGUAGUGAUAUUAGGGGCAAAGAUUUGGCUGACGGAUCGUCAAGAUCCCCCGGUCGUGAUCAACCACCUAGUCGAUAUGAGUCUCAAAAACGACGUGAUUGGAACACUUUCAAUCACUACUUAAAGAAUCAAAGGCCACCAAUCCCCUUGCCCCAUUGCAAUAGCAACCACGUCCUAGAGUUCCUCCGGUACCUAGACCAGUUUGGAAAGACCAAAGUUCACUUACAGGGUUGUAUGUUCUACGGACAACCCGACCCGCCAGCUCCCUGCACUUGUCCUUUAAGACAAGCUUGGGGGAGCCUAGAUGCUCUCAUAGGCAGGCUUAGAGCUGCCUAUGAAGAGAAUGGUGGGUCAAGUGAGACAAACCCAUUCGCGAGCGUCGCGAUUCGGGUUUUUCUUAGGGAAGUGAAGGAGUGUCAAGCUAAGGCACGUGGCAUUGCUUAUAAGAAGAAACAGAAGAAGUUGGCCGAUAGCCCAAGUAAGGGAGAUGAUGAUUCAAGUUCUGCAGGAUUCCUCACAUUUUCUUGAUGAUAAAAUGUGUUUGCUAUAUAUUGUCUCUGGAGCCGCAUAACGCCCGUUUAAGAGGUAAACGUUUUCUAUAAGUAUUUUUUCAAUUUUUAAUUUUUAGUUAUUGAUGGAUGAAUCUUAUCGACGGUCAGCUUUUUGGAACUUAAAACGUGACAAAACAAAAAUAAAAAGGAAUUUGACACAUGUUGAAGUAUGAAAAAACCUCAAAGAUCAAUAAUUUAGCCCUUUAUAAUUUCCUUACUUUCUACCAUGAAUAAAGUUGUCUGCAGUAAGCAAUUCCCAGAUAUUUGGUACUUUAUGUUUGGUACUUUAUCUGGGGUCCGAUUGAUUUGUAUUUAGGUCGAGAAGUUUUUUUUUUUUAAGGUAGAAAAUUUCUAUCAAAGGCGGCUCUCUUUUUUAGGCUCAAAUUUGAGAGCUUAGGCUAGACUUACCAUCCCGUCACAAUUUUUGAUGAUAUUAAUUGCUACACAUAAUCAUUUGAGGUACUAUAUAUACGGUUUUGCAUCUUUUAUUGGAGUAUUCUUGAAUAAACUUACGAUCUUAAAUAUGUUAUAAUAGUUAUGUGAAAAGUACCAUCUUAAACAUGUCAACUCAUGCAUUUGUAUGGCUAAAAGAAUUUGGGGAUCAUUAAGAGUAAAAAU
Messenger RNA from Solanum dulcamara, 1367 nucleotides. RefSeq names its product protein LIGHT-DEPENDENT SHORT HYPOCOTYLS 10-like. The transcript has 2 exons. NCBI's taxonomy places the organism in Eukaryota, Viridiplantae, Streptophyta, Magnoliopsida, Solanales, Solanaceae. The record is from RefSeq and is a predicted model, not a curated record. Bases 193 to 726 code for a protein of 177 amino acids. Gene Ontology annotation, cellular component: nucleus. Gene Ontology annotation, biological process: response to light stimulus; mRNA transcription.